UCGGUUAACGGGGAACUUCAGAAGGCUACUUCACCGCCUCACUACAGUAUAUGUCAUAGGCUGUAUAAAUAUGGGCUCUCCCCCCUCUGUGGAUCACACACUUGACCAGUUGCGCCGCGCAAGAGUCUGAUGGAUCAUUUGAAUUCAGCGAUCCUUACUGGGUAUAUGGUACAGUACAGUAGGCAGUUGUAGUGAAGGGUCUGUGCGUAAGUGUGCGUGUGUGUACAUGUGUGUGUGUGCGUGCGUGCGUGUGUGUGUGAAUGUGCACUCCUAGAAUAGAAAGCCAAAGCAAGAAGGAGACGAAGAGAGGCGGGAUCGGCUUGUGCCUUGUUGAAAUCCAGGGUGAAGCAAAUAGAUCGUCUGUAACAGAUCGAUCAGCAGUUCGCGCUCCCUUUGUGGAUUUGAUGGAUGUUUGAUCAGUGGAUGUGAUGCCCAUAUAUAUCAUCGACCGAAAAUUUCCCGACACAUCUGGUGAGUUGAUUCAGCCGGCAGCUGAAGGAGGAGACCUGAGAAUGACAGAGACCAACCCCCCCAAGUCGGCUAAGAAGCCCCGCUGGACCUCCCUGGAGAUCGGCCUCAUUACAAUCGUCUCCUUGCUCUUCAUCGUCAUUGUCGCUCUUAUCAUCCUCUUUGCUACACAGAAGACUGAUGGAAUCUGUACCACGGCUGACUGCACACAGUCAGCGUCCCGUCUCAUUGAGAACAUGGAUGCUAGCGUGGAUCCUUGCGAUAACUUCUACCAGUAUGCCUGUGGAGGCUGGCUUAAAAAGAACAUCAUCCCAGAGACCAGCUCUAGAUACAGCACCUUUGACAUCUUACGAGACGAACUGGAGGUCAUCCUCAAAGGUGUCCUUGAAAAAACAGUGGAGGGGGAAGCCACUGCUCUCACCAAGGCUAAGACCCUCUACAAGUCAUGUACCAAUGAGAGUUUAAUUGAACAAAGAGGAGGGGCUCCUUUGCUCGACAUGCUGCCUGAUAUUUUUGAGUGGCCCAUAGCUCUGGAUGACUGGGAGACCAACUAUGGUAAAAAAUGGAGGUUUGAGGACGUAGUUGCUAAGCUGAAUGAGAAAUAUGGAACUCAACUCUUGGUUAACUUUUUUGUCGGCACUGACGACAGGGACUCCAAUUCGCACAUCAUUCAUUUUGACCAGCAGACCAGCCUUGGCCUUUUGUCCAGAGAUUACUACGCCUGUACCGGACCCUACGCAGAGGCAUGUCGAGCCUACGAGCAGUUCAUGAUUGAUCUGGCUAAGCUUAUCCGCACUGACCGGAGACUGGCCAUCAAUGAGACCCGCAUCAGAGAGGAGGUGACACGAGUUAUGGACCUGGAGAGGGACAUCGCCAAUGCUACUGAUACUCUAGAGGAUCGUAACAACCCAGUCUUACUUUACAACAAGAUGGAAUUGGGUGAUCUGAAAGCCAACUUCACCCUUGAGGUUGAAUCACAGCCAUUUGACUGGAGUUACUUCACAGCUAAGAUAAUGGAUACAGUCAACAUCAGUGUUCCUGACACAGAGAAGGUCAUAAACUACUCUCCCAACUAUUACAGAAGACUCAACCUUAUCUUGGCCAGAUACACCAAGAGGGAUCUGCAGAACUACAUGGUGUGGCGCUUUGCUAUGAACAUGGUGGUGGGCCUGAGCAAAGCAUACAGAGAGACCAGGAAAGCCUUCCGCAAGGCUCUGUCUGGUACAACGUCAGAGGCAGCAGUGUGGCGACAGUGUGCACUUUACGUCAACAGCAACAUGGACAAUGCUGUAGGGCGACUGUAUGUGCAGGAGGCCUUCUCUGAAAAGAGCAAAGAACUGAUGGAAGAGAUGAUUAAAGAUAUCCGAGAAGUGUUCAUUAGUAACCUCGAUGACCUGGCCUGGAUGGAUGCAGAGACCAAGAAAGCAGCUGAGGAGAAGGCCCGAGCUAUUCGGGAACGAAUCGGCUAUUCUGACAACAUCAUGGAUGAUAAAUACCUUCACAAUGAGUACAAAGAUCUGAGCUACAGUGCAGAGGAGUACUUUGAAAACAUCCUACAGAACCUGGAAUAUGUGCAGAAGAAACGCCUGCGGAAACUCAGAGUCAAAGUCAACAAAGAGGAGUGGGUAACUGGAGCUGCUGUUGUCAACGCUUUUUACUCAUCCAGCAAAAACCAAAUAGUGUUCCCUGCAGGUAUCCUCCAGCCUCCAUUCUUCAGUAAAGGCCAGGCUAAAUCUCUCAACUAUGGUGGCAUUGGCAUGGUAAUCGGUCACGAGAUCACACAUGGCUUUGAUGACAACGGUCGUAACUAUGAUAAGGAUGGUGACCUGAAGGACUGGUGGACACCAGACUCCACUCAGAGGUUCCUGGAGCUCUCAAAGUGUAUUGUGGAUCAGUAUGGCAACUUCUCCUGGGACCUGGCCAAUGGACUUCAUUUAAAUGGUAACAACACCCUCGGGGAGAACAUUGCUGACAAUGGAGGGAUACGGCAGGCAUAUCAGGCCUAUAGGAACUAUGUGAAGGAGCAUGGAGAAGAGCCACCACUGCCUGGAAUUGACCUUUCCCAUGAUCAACUCUUCUUCCUCAACUUUGCUCAGGUAUGGUGUGGUACACACCGACCAGAACAAGCUGUUAAUUCCAUCAAAGUAGACGUACACAGUCCAGGGAAAUUCAGGGUUCUGGGUUCCCUUCAGAAUUUCCCAGAAUUUGCCAAAGCAUUCAGCUGCAACAAGAGCAACUACAUGGUCCCUGACAACAUCUGCCGUGUGUGGUGAUCCACAGACUUCUGGGAUGGGGACUGUGCCGAAGUGGGUCGUCCCUGUCCCCUACAGUACCUCUCCCCCCUGACUAUUGGAGCACUCCUGGGGGGCUACAGGGAAGUGGAAGCUCCCCUUAGCUCUUUACUGGAUGGACCAGGGCUGGUGGACUGACACUGCAGUAUGCAUUUCCUCUGAGAACAGCAGUGGACUGUACCCUCACGGACAGACGGAGCACUGUCUCUCCGACUCUGAUACUGUAGUUCAUUCAAUCAGCCUGAAUAUUCUGCUUCUCACUGGAUACAAUCACUCCUUGUGUUUUUAUUUUUUUCUCAAUUUUCAUCUUGUUUUACUCAUCAUUUGUGAGUCUGCCAAUGUGUAUAUGUGAGUGUGUGUGUGUGUGUGUUUCAGUCGAAAUACUGUACAAGUUGUUGGCAAAUGAGGGGCAGACAGACAAAUGUGCUUAAACUCACUGGCAUAUGAAUACACCACACACCCACUCACACUCAUACACAUGUAACAGGGCUGAACCACUGUACUGUAUGUGGGACUGAGCUGUAUGCCUCUCAUAAAACCUCAGCUGGUUUCAGCCUUCAUCUACAUGCUGAUACACUCUACAAUGUACUCGUAAUGUACUCUUUGUUAAUACAUAUUACUAGAUUAGGUAAAUUAUUACAGAAAAUCAGAUUUUAUUUUGUUGAAUAGACCAGUAAGUAUUUAACCGUGAUCAUGUAUUACACAAUACUGUUCUAUAUUUAAUGUUAAUGACUUAACUGCAGUUGACAGGCGGCUGCUGAUCAUUAGCAGUAUGUCAAAUAAACCAAAAUGAAGUUUUUGCCUUUAAGAUGACAACUGGUCAUGAAUCAUUAAGCUGACAAUCGACAGACACCAGACCCUUUUAUACGUUCACUGAGCCUCCUGUGUGUUUCUGUGUGGAUGUAUGCUGCCUACAUUUGUCAAGCAAAUCAGUAUGCCUUACAUGAUUUGUUGUGCUACUAUGUGUGAGAGUGUGUACGUGUAUGCACAAGAGAACAAAGAAUAAUAAAAUUUAACAUUAGGGAAUAGUUCUACAUUUUUGGGAAAUGCACUUUCUUGCCGAGAGUUAGACCAGAAGUGCAACACCACUCUGUAUGGAAAAUAUGAAGCUAAAGCCAAGAAACGUCAGCUUUGCUAAGCACAAAGACUGGAAACAGGGGAAAACAGCUAUCCUGGCUCUAUCCAAAGGUUAAAAAACUCUGCCUAUACCAGCACCUCUGAAGCUCACUAAUUAACACAUUGUAUCUUUGUUUAAUGUGUAGAAAACCAAGGUGCUAAAUUGACAGUUUUGGCUAGGCACAUUAACUUUGUCUCUACUGGUUGUAAAGUUUUUGUACAGCAAACAAAUGAUAUAUAAUGUGUUAAUUAGUGCGCUUUAGAGGUUCUGGUAGGUGGAUUUUGUUACCUUUGGACUGAGCCAGGCUAUUUCCCCAUGUUUCUAUUCUUAAUGCUAAGCUAAGCUAAUUGGCAGCUGACUGUAGCUUAAUAUUUAAGAGAUAGAUAUGUGAGUGGUAUUGAGUUUAGUUCAGUUUGAUCGCCAUAUUACCAUCCCUUUUUUAAUGAUUACUUUACACACUGAAGCAAAAGUCAAAUGACACAUUAUAAUAUCAUAAUUAUGCUUUUGAAGGAAUGUUUAUCUUAAUUAUUUUAAAUUGAAAGCUGAGUCUUUACUGGAACCUAAUGAACUUUUCAUAGUGCAUGCAUUUCUCUGAAUGCAGUAUUUGAAGGUUGUAUCAAGUCAGUGGAUCCUAGUUUAGGAUUCAUCGUUUUGUAUGGCUUUAUUUUCUACAUUAAAAUGUAACUGAGGCUGUGAUACAAGGUAAUUAAUUGUGAAAAAAUUGCCUUUGCCUUUUAUAUAAAAAUUAGUGCAAUGAAUGAUGCGCCAUGAUCAUGUAGACCACUUCUUCAGAUUGUACAACACUCUCCAUGUCUUACCUGUAGACAUUGUUGUUUCCCUGUUUUUUGUUUUCAUCAUUGUUCGUGCAAGCUUCAUGUCUCUCUGUCACUGUCACUCUCUCCCUCAGGCUUUCUUUCUUUCUGCCUCUCUCUCUCACACACUCCACCUGUAGAAAGACAGAUAUACCUCAGUUGCCUGUAUUUCGAUACUUUAUAAAAAUGACUGAUAAUCAUCUUGAGGAGCAUUUUUUUCUUUCAAAAUAAAUCUUUAAAUAACA
This is a messenger RNA of Thunnus maccoyii (southern bluefin tuna), 4933 nucleotides long. RefSeq names its product neprilysin-like. The transcript has 23 exons. Gene Ontology annotation, cellular component: plasma membrane. Gene Ontology annotation, biological process: protein processing; amyloid-beta clearance. The record is from RefSeq and is a predicted model, not a curated record. Lineage: Eukaryota; Metazoa; Chordata; Actinopteri; Scombriformes; Scombridae. Gene Ontology annotation, molecular function: metalloendopeptidase activity. The coding region runs from base 429 to 2741 and encodes 770 amino acids.